GCGGACUCGUUUCAGGCGAGAUCUGCAGAGAAGCCACGAUGUUCGCCCCGGCUGCGUGGUUACCGGUUUAGUGAGGGGCUAGCAAUAAGCGACACUGACCUGGCUAUGUUCUGCGCUCCUUCCUGCGAUUCAAAACUGCGUGGUUGUCUGACAGAAAAUACGGUUGUUCUGGGAAGCUGCGAAGGACACAGAAGGCAAAAAAGCGCCGCUACUGGGACUCGACCAGAUCUCGCCGAAGGUAGCGGCGCGUCCUACCAUUGCACUACACCGGUGAUUGUUGGUGUAGUGCUAUCCUUCUUAACCUAUACCGUGGCAGGCGUACGAUUUCAUGCAACCAUGAGAAGAAAAGGAAGCCUGCCAGGCACUGGAAAAGAAAUUCAGGGGGUUCUCUAACAUGAACCUCUGGAGUUAACAUGUUUUCCGAUUACCCGUACCCCCCAGGUGUCGAUCAAGUAGAAAGCCAGUAGUAGGCGUGCUGAUAAAAGCGACGGCGGAAGUAGAGAAAAGGAGAUUGCCAAGGCUGGGAUUCGAACGGAUCACC
Messenger RNA from Aspergillus brunneoviolaceus CBS 621.78, 541 nucleotides. RefSeq lists its product as uncharacterized. The transcript has a single exon. Lineage: Eukaryota; Fungi; Ascomycota; Eurotiomycetes; Eurotiales; Aspergillaceae. The record is from RefSeq and is a predicted model, not a curated record. Bases 106 to 393 code for a protein of 95 amino acids.